AUGGCAUAUCAAUCAGGUUUUCCAGCUUCUUUCCUCGCCAAGCGAGUUCCAGACAACAAUUCUUUCGAUCUCCCUCCAAUCUCAAAGGAAAGACUCGCGCAACUCAAGCUCCCUGGCUCCAGUCUCUCAAAUUACUCAAUUGCCUCCGAAGACAGUCACAAGCAAGGACUACUCGCCAGCCACCGCCGCAAGCAAGAAGAGAUGGAGAAGCAGACAAAGCGCGUAUCAUGGGCCAAGCGACUCGAAGGAUCAGCUCGCAGCAUCGUCCCACAAGACCAAGACGGAGAUCUAGAUGUUGUACAAGAGGCAGGAAGUGAUGUCGACUCCAUCACACCGAUCGAGCGGGCUUUCGAGUCCAACAUUCAGCGUCCCUCCCUCCGUCUGGCUCCUCCUCCUCCUCCUCAACAAGUCCCGGGUGCCGACGAGGCAUCCUUCGCUCGAUGCAAGUCGGCCCUGGGCUGGGCUUUUCAUCACAAGCUCCGGGUGUUCUGGUUGUCUGUCCUCCUGUUGGUCGUGGUUGGAUCGAUCGUGGUCCCUUUCGUCGGUGGAAAGAAGUGA
Molecule: messenger RNA, 558 nt
Organism: Mollisia scopiformis
Lineage: Eukaryota; Fungi; Ascomycota; Leotiomycetes; Helotiales; Mollisiaceae
Exons: 2
Coding region: 1-558 (185 amino acids)
Source: RefSeq, a predicted model, not a curated record